Myripristis murdjan (pinecone soldierfish) is the source of this 2483-nucleotide messenger RNA. It is a transcript of the gene c8a, whose product is annotated as complement component 8, alpha polypeptide. The coding region runs from base 428 to 2221 and encodes 597 amino acids. Lineage: Eukaryota; Metazoa; Chordata; Actinopteri; Holocentriformes; Holocentridae. Gene Ontology annotation, molecular function: protein binding. Gene Ontology annotation, biological process: complement activation. The transcript has 11 exons. The record is from RefSeq and is a predicted model, not a curated record. Gene Ontology annotation, cellular component: membrane attack complex.
UACGUGCGCGCUCGUGUUUACGCGAUUGGCCAGUUGGAAGCCAGAAUUACCAAAAGUUUUUAUUAUUACUGUUGACACCAUGCACUGUUGCCACAUUCACGUUUCAGUGUGUGUGUUGCUUUGAUGGAGUAAUAUGUGGUUUAUUGGCUUGACUCUGUGUUUUCUGAUGCACUGUGAGAGGAGGACAUUUAAAAUGAACUUAUGUUUGCUGACUGGACAUGAGUGUGUGGCUGGUGGUGGGAUGUGGGGUUAGAUCAUUACGAGAAAUAACUUUCCCAACCCAUGAGCAUGUGUUUACCUUUGAUCAAUCAUUCACUCCAGUUGUUCUGACUGCAUUGGUGUAAGUCCUGUUCUGAACGACAGCAGCCACUGUGUGUUUUCUGAUGUGACAUUUUAGUCUCCAUAAAGAGUUAUACCCAUCCUCAAUAUGGGUAGAAUAAUUCCUAUGUUGCUGGGCUUAUUCACUCUCCAUCUGCUUUCCACUGUUGUGAAAGCAUCAAGCAACCCAUGGGCCACAGCUGAAAACAGCGGGCCAUUGCCUGUUAUGAGGAGGGCCAGAGCUGCAAACAAGCCAACACCCAUGAACUGUAAGGUGGGGACUUGGUCAUCUUGGAGUCCGUGUAACUCCUGCACAGACAAAAAGUUCCGCUUCCGAUACAUGGAGCAGCCCUCUCAGUUUGGUGGGUCAGAGUGUAUUGAUAAACUCUGGGACAGGCUGGCAUGUCCAACAGCAACCACACAGUGUCUGGAGCCAGAUUACUGUGGAGAGAGCUUCACCUGUCAAGCAACAGGGCGCUGCAUCAAGCCAUCUCUUCGCUGUAAUGGAGAGCCAGACUGUGAAGAUUUCUCUGACGAGGAAAACUGUGAACAGAUCACCUCCAGAGAUGACAAGUGUUCCACCUUCAUGCCUAUCCCUGGUGCGGAGCGUGGCACUCAGGGCUACAAUGUCUUGACUGGCGAGUUUGUGGAUCAGGUUCUUGACUCGAAGUACUUCGGUGGACAGUGUGAAUAUGUCUACAACGGUGACUGGAGGAAAUUCACCUAUGACCUAUUCUGUGAGAGUCUGCAGUACAGGGAAGAUGAGAAAAACUACAGAAAACCUUACAACUACCAUGCCUAUCGUUUUAUGGCUGAAGCCACUUCGGAGGGCUCUCAUGAAUACUAUGAGGAUAUGGUAAAGCUACUGGAUGCAAUGAAAACUGAGGGUUCCUCCAAUGCCGGUUUCACAGUUGGGAUCAAUUAUGUUGAAGUGGGGCUGCAUGGAAGUGAUGACUUCAAGUUUCUCACAAACAUAACACAACAUGCAAGCCAGGAGCUGGGAUUCAUUAGGCUUUCAUCUAAAGUGCAAACAGCGCGGUUCAAGAUGAGGAGUGAUAAGCUGAUGCUGCAUGAAGAUUUAUACGUGUCACUCAUGGAGCUCCCAGAGCAGUAUGACUUUGGGAUGUAUUCCCGUUUCCUCAACACAUUUGGCACCCACUAUGUCACUGAGGGAACAAUGGGAGGGACCCUGGAAUAUAUUGUGGUUGUCAACAAAACAUCCAUGGCACACUCAGAGGCCAAAGGUGAACAAGUUGGUAGUUGCUUUGGUGGCUCCCUUGGUUUAGGCAGUCCCCUUGGCAAGAUGGCAUCAGUAGAUCUCACUGUGAGCGGCCAGAACUGUAAAAGAACUGGGUCUUAUGGAGAUGAUGGAUGGGCUAGUUCGAGUGUUAUUGAAGAUAUUGUCACUCGAGUAAAGGGGGGCAUCACAGAAACCAGCAGUGGCCUGAUGGCUGUCAGGAAUCCUGAAACCUACAGGAGAUGGGGAACAACCCUCAAAUACAACCCAGUACUCAUCGAAUAUGAGACCAUGCCGAUCUAUGAGCUAGUUCGUCUCAGCACGGCCGCUGACCAUGUAGGUGAAAGACUGGCCAACCUGCGGAGGGCCUGGGAUGAGUAUCUGCUCGAAUUCAACUCCUGUCGCUGUGCUCCCUGCAAACACAAUGGGAUCCCUAUCCUCAUGGGUACCUCCUGUCAAUGCAUUUGCAAGUCUGGCUACAGGGGACAGGCCUGCGAAGACACCCUCAGAGAAGAUACCAGGACUGAUGGGUCCUGGUCCUGCUGGGGGGCGUGGUCACCCUGUGUGUCAGCCAGGAAGACUCGCACAAGAACCUGUGACAACCCCCCACCAGAGGGAGGCGGAGCAAACUGCUUGGGCUCCUCCUCUCAGACCCAGGGCUGUUGAAGUGAAGUCUCUCCCUCAUAGAUUAUAGGGUGAAGACGAGUGGAUCAGCUUCCUCGCUCCCAAAGCAAGCCCAACUUAAGCUAUGUCAACCUAAUCCACUUGUGGGAAAAUUGCAGAACUGCUCUGAGAAGAGCUUACACAGACAGCCUCAUCCUAACCUUUAAGACCUUUAAGAGUUUUUUUUUUUUCAGUGAAAACUCCUCUUGAACUUUUCCUUUGUAAAUGCUCAAACUCUUAAAGAAUAAAAUGAAAUAUACCUACA